Mercenaria mercenaria is the source of this 5344-nucleotide messenger RNA. RefSeq names its product microfibril-associated glycoprotein 4-like. Lineage: Eukaryota; Metazoa; Mollusca; Bivalvia; Venerida; Veneridae. The record is from RefSeq and is a predicted model, not a curated record. The coding region runs from base 144 to 1049 and encodes 301 amino acids. The transcript has 4 exons.
UAUAUCAGUUUAAAAAGUUAUUUACAAGGUCUUGUUAGUGUAUUACAACAAGUACUCGUCUCUCAUCUAAUUUCUUGCCAGGAUUAAGAAGUGAUUCUUUUUUGACAAUUUCACAUAACUGAUUUUACUUCGUUGUCCUGUUGAUGUUUUCUUUGCCGUACAAAACAAGGGACAAGAUGGUCUGUUUUAUAAGGAGAUUCAUUUACUCUAUUCUUUGCGUCGGUUAUAUGUGUUAUGGGCAUGAUACUUGGAUGUGCACAACAAACACAGAUGCGCUCGUGGCAAACACGUGCUUAAAGGAAAUGGAAGAGAAAGUUCAUGCAUUAGAAGUUCAGGUACAACAACUCCAGAAGCUUGUUCAAGAACAAAACACUUCUCGGUAUACGACCAUAGAAGGCUUCCCGAAAGACUGUUUGGAAUUAUUCGAAAACGGUACAAGAACAGACGGAGUUUAUUCUAUCUCACCAGACGGAAGAUGUCCUUUCUUUGUGUAUUGCGACAUGACAAACGGGGGUUGGACUUUGAUCCAGAAUCGGAUUGACGGUAAAGUAAACUUUUAUCGGCCUUGGAAUGAUUACGUUAGUGGGUUUGGUGAUAUCGAUGGCUCUCACUGGUUAGGUUUGGAGAAAAUUCACCGUCUAACUCGAGAAGGCAGUCAGAUACAUUUUGAUAUAGAAAAUUAUGAUGGGACAAAAGAUUAUGCGCAUUACCAAGUGUUUACCGUUCAAGGAGCGGCAACUGCAUACACUAUGAACGUUGAUGCCUUUAAUUAUGAGGGUAGCAUUGACGAACUACUGAGUUACCAUAACAAUAUGAAAUUCACAACGUAUGACAGGGACAACGAUAUUCUUUCAAGUAAUUGCGGUGUUAAGUACGACGGGGGAGGAUGGUGGUAUAGAGACUGCUACAUGUUGGGAAACCUGAAUGGUGUAUAUGGUAAAACUCAGGAAGGUGGCAUCAGCUACUGGGGAUCAGUAGGGAAUAUUCCGAUUCAAAGGGUUACUAUUAAGGUGAAAGUCAUACAUGGUCAAUGUUUAACUCAGAAAUGAAAAUGCCAUUUUCUCGUUUCAUUUAACAAUUAGACAGCUUUAAACGAAGGAAUGCUGUUGCUAGACUUUACAUUCUUAUGUGACUUUAUGUGCCUGUUUACUGAAUUACGAAAUCUUAUACGCUAAAAUUUUCAAGUGUGUUUUUUCCAUUUUUAUUAAUAAAGUAUAUACAGUCAAUCUUGUCUGUAAAGAUCACCAAAUGGAAAUGAAAUAAGUGGCUUUUGUUGAUAGGUGGCCAUGAAAGGACGUAACUUUACACAUUUUAUGGUUUAAAGGGAAGAGAAAACAGUGGCCUUUACACUACGGCGGCUAUAAUUGAUACGCUUUAGGAUUCUGCAGCUGGUAGGAGAAGUUAUUAAAACGUGACAAAGAAAAAAUGAUAUUGUAAAUAACAGAAAAAUAUGGCAGUUAAUGAAAGGCUUACAUUAAGGAAUUAGGAGCUGAAAAUUGCGUAACAUUUUUAUUAUUUCAAACGAUAGUGUUUUAGAAAAAUAGGAAAAAACGUAUAAAGAACUUAUCCCUUCACUCCGUAUCAAUAGCCGUAUUACGUGAUCUGAAACAGGUAAACAUUCUCACUACACUGCAAGGUGAAUGCCUUUACAAUGGAUUUACAACCAUGACAGAUUAAUAACCACAGUCAAUCUAUUUCUCAUUACUUGCUAAUAAAUAAACAAUUAGACCCUCAACCAUUUAAGCCCAGUCUUUACAACAUUCAACAGAUAAUUUCAGAAAUGGCCUCUAGUAGUUCUUUGAAUUGGAAUAAAAAAUUAAAAGGAGUUCUAAAAUAUUGCUGAUUACUUAAAAGAAAGAGGAAAUAAAACAGGGUAUUUGAAAAAGGAUACAAUUUUAUAUUAAAAGUUAUAUACACGAUGCGUUUGUUUGUAAAACAGAAAAUGAAUUCCUUCUAAAAGCAAAAUGUUGUCGAAAUAAGAGGAACAAUGCAUUUCCACAUAUAUUGUCUAAAUGAAUCAAAAGUUCUUGACGGACAGUGCAGCUGUUUUGCUGGGUGAAUUAAAAAUGUGUAGUUUCAUUUAAACAAUUGAAACUUAAUUAAUUUUGUGUGUGUUAUUGAUUCAAGAUAAUACUAGUUAAUUUUUGCAAUGUGUACAUGUGGUAUGUAAACACACUGGCUGUGAAACUCUGUGUAUACCUGUUUCGGAUCACGUGAUCAAUUUUGUCUAUAUGGAGUAUAUGUAUAUUAUUAAAUUUCGUGAUUUUUAACUUAUUCUAAAUUCAGUUCUCCGGCGAUUUGAUGUUCUGCAUCAAAAUUUUACUUGUUAGGACUGUGAUCAUGUUUGAUUUAUCUAUAUAAAACACCUUUCCAAACUUAUAUAGGUUUAUAGACAUAUUCUUUCUUAACAUAGUAAUUAUAAAAAAGAUAAAAAUCUUUGAAGAUAGAUUUUAGCGAUUAAAAUUUUAUAAAGCUUAAUACGCCACCACACAUAUACCUUUACGGUAGUUAUUUUCAUAAUUAUUGUAUUUUGUGCUAAACAUAUAGUUUUCUUUUGCUUAAUACGUUUUAAGUGUAGAUGCGGUUUAAAACGUCAACUUGUAGUAGAACCCCGAUUUUAAAUUCAUCAUGUAACAAAAAAAUGUCCCAUAAAUCUUGCCUGAUAUAUUUUUUGUUAUCACGUCAAUGACCAGAUAACAAAAAUUUGCCCCGCCCAUAUUGACGGACUAGUUUUCACAUUAGUUCAAUUCCAAAUUCAGUUUUAAAGGGUCCAGUUUAAAUGUUGCUUGGCGAUUUUCUAAACGAUUCUAUAAUCCCUCUGUUCUUCUGUCCGUCUCCAUUUGAUCGAACUGACUAUAGUACCUAAUGACGUCAUUGUAUAACGUAAAUCAUAACAUCCUUAUGUUUACCAGAUCGAUUCUUGGAAAUUUUUAUACUAGCGUAUACAAAACGGGAAUCCCGUGCGAUUGGAAAAUAGAUUAAUGGCAACAUAAACCAAACUGUUAGAAGGUAACAAAAAGACAUGUCGCCAGUCCGAGUUCCGUGACUGGACCGAUCUAUGACGUCAUCACAGUGGCGGCCAAAAUUUGAAAAUAUAACUUUUCUUAUCUUAAAAUUUACUUAAGUUACGCAGCAAAAUUUGAUAUUAUUUUCUUUAAUUUUCUAUAUAUGAUGUCAAUAUAAUAACAGUAUUGAAAUAUAUAAACAAUUACAUGAUGUGAAAUAAUCAAAAUAUAUCUUACACCACCCACUUUAUUUCAACAGAUUUAUUUGUUGUUGAAUAAAUUUUUUUCGUGUAUGCUUUACCAUUAGAAUAUACGAAUAUCAUAAUAUUCCAACAGUGGUGAAGUUUAUAUAUAUAUUAAACUACCUAAAAGUGAUGUAUACAUGUCAAUUUCGAUAUUUAUGUAGCCUGUACAAUGGAACAAAGCUCUGCUACACAUAAACAUUAUUCUGUACAAAUUUGCCGGAUCAGCAUUCGCAUCGCGUUGAAAUGCGGAAUGAUUUUAAACAUCCGCACUUAACUAAAUGUAAUGAUUAGAAUUCAUGCAAAUAAACCCUUACAUUCUUAUAAUGGUUCGUUCCCGGUAGAUAUGUUUUAUAUUGAUAGAAGUCUUUCAAAUGUUAGAUUAGUAGUUUCCAUAGGAUCUCAGAACUUUAUUGAACAGUAAUGGAGUCUUUGAAAAAUAUACUUUCCUUAGUCCACAGUUUCCAUUGUUACUGUCAUUUUAGAAUAUUUCAGCCAUUUUAGGCCAGUCGGUGGCAUGCAUGCAAUUUGCAAAAAGGAAACUUUUCAUGAUGGAUAUAAGCAUUUUCCAUUGUCUGGCAUUCUGAUUUAACUCUUGAAAGGUCUAAGAUAACUUUAUCAAUCGUCAAGUGCUUGCAAACAAUAUCUUAUAACAUUUUUUGGAGAAUUGUCAUACUAGUUCUAUGAAAGCACUCUUGCUAUCACAAAUGUCUUCUUAAAUUAAAAAAUGUUCAACGGGUAAGAACGUAUGGCAACCAUUUACAAUUUUUUUAUUGGAAUAUAUUCACCGUAAGUAGAGAACGAUCGCUAUAUGUUAUUAUUGGUUGGUUAUUAUCUGAUUUAGAUGGGUUUAAAGUAGUCUUUUAGUUCAGUACUUCUUAAUAUUGAAUGCAUAAUACACCGACUGCAAGUUGUAAAUGUUAUUGGCUAUGACUACGAACAGCUGUAGAAGGUUUGUGGAUGUUUGCGUACAUGUAAGGGUCGAGCACGUAAGAUUCUGUGACGAGUUGAGAAUGCGACUGUUUACGACAUGUUCAAAUUGUCACUUUUGCUUUCCUCGGAAGGACCAAGAAUCAUCCAACGUGGAAAACGUGCAAUAAAAUAGAUAUAGACUUUCAAAGAAGAUCUUGAUUAUCAGCAGUAGGUGUAACUGAUAAUGUAAAUACCAGGACUGAGUUGCGGUUUCAACCUAUUAUAACCGUAUUCUGGAGACUGCAAGAAUUCAAUAAUUACAGUUUUCACUGAUGGAGAUUAAUCUACCGUUCUAUUUCCGCACUACUUUUAUUGAGUUUUUACGCGUAUAUCGACCGUUAAUCUCUCUAAAUUAUUUCUAUGCAAACGUUUCUGGUCAGGUUUAACAAUCAUUUUAAUGCACAUGAUAAAAGAAAAUAUAUCAAGUUAUACAUCUGUAAAAAGCUCAGAUCGCAAGUUUUCGAAUUGUGUAUAACGAUAUGAAUGGUCAAUGUUAAAACACUGGCGAUGAUGUUUUCCUCUCCGGAAUUUUUUUUAACAGUAAAUGAUAUAUAACUGACGAGAUAUGAAAACGUAACACACAUAUGCCUGAAUAUUUUUUUAACUACGAAAAGCACCACCUUAAAAUGUUCAACACAUACACAUGUCGAUACUCUAUACCCAUCGUAUUCAAAUGCAAUCAGCACAACAGACCAUAGAAUUAACACAAUAGGUAUAGAGUAUCGAGAUGUGUUGGUGUUGAACAUUUCAAGGUGAUUUUUUCUGUAGCAAAAUAUAUUCAGCUAUAUGUUUGUUACGUUUUCAUAUCUCCUCAGUGUAUAUAUUUUCGUUAAAUACAAGAGCAAAUCCCAUGGUUCUACAAAAUUCUGAGCGUUUCUUGUAUUAUAUACAUGUACUUGUUCAUAUUAAUAUUUUAAUUGUCAGGAAGCUUUAAUUUCAUAGUAUUUCAGUUAUAAUGGAUAAUAUGCACUGAUUGCCAUUUUGUUUGUAGACUUUUUAACAUUAUUUUCUUCAUUAGACACACAUGUUUGUGACUAAUUCUGUUAUGGGUUGCAAAGUUGUUUUGUACUGUUUAUUUUAUGCCUUCAUAAUACUUUAGCUUAAUAAACCCGUGUGUUGCUUGUA